GACGCCAUCUGUUGGCCUCCAAAACGACGUCAAAUUCUUCGUUGGAUUCUGCGAAAAACAGUUCUGUUCCUAAGAUGAUGACAAGACUCUUUCUUGCCGCUGGAGGAGUUGCCUUUUCGUUGCUCACAGUGACCACUGAUGCCUGGGCCCCGUCGUUUUGCUGUGGCAGACCGACCGUAUUGCUUCGAAGCAGUGCGAUAUCUACCCAACAAGACACAGCAGAAGAAUACCAUGAGAGAUUUUUACCGCAAACAACAGCAGCAUCGUCUCUUUCGUCUUGGGAUGAAAUUGUCCGUACACUAGAACUAUUGGGAAUCACAUGGAACGAUUUUCUCUCGCCCGUAGGCCAAGGAAUCUUAUCGMCUGACAACCAAAAUCCUUCUGACUGGGAUGACUUUUGGGAGUUGUCUCUCAAACCACAGCAACCAACAAUAACGAAUGGAGUAGCCAUGACAAAAUCUAACAAUUCAAGUAAUACUAUACUGGUGGCAGAACAAUUCACGCACUUCCUAGAGCGGCUAGGCCCAACUUACGCGAAAUUCGGUCAGGCUAUGUCGUCGAGACCCGACAUCAUUCCAAGGUCUUUGGCCAUUGCACUGACGAGACUUCAGGACGACAUCGAGGUCUUGGAGAAAACCGACAUGGGACUGGACACGGCAAAGGGCGCCCGAGAAAUUUUACGACAAGAAUUGCAGUCAUCUGUGUUUGAAGAUUUGAACGAAUUGGAAGUCUUUCUAGAGAGUCUCUCGGAGACCCCUGUUGCGGCCGCUAGCAUUGGUGUUGUCUACUCAGGCGUCUURCCGCCAAGCCUUGGAGGCAAAAAAGUGGCMAUCAAAAUCCAGCGGCCCAAUGUACAAGAAAUAGUUCGAAAAGAUGCUCGUUUGCUCCGAAGGGUUGCCGCGUUAGUGGAAGCUAUUCCAUCGUUUCAAACGGCGGAGCAAGCAGAAAGCAUGCCUAGUGAUCCUGUCAACAGUCGAUUCGUCCGCACGAAUGUUACCGGUGCCGUGGACGAGUUCAUGGAGCGCCUUGGUGAAGAACUAGAUUAUCGGAGGGAAGCCAGAAAUUUAGAACUUUUUGGAAAGCUCUAUUCCCACCGAAGAUCUCCAAAUGAUGACGAGGGUUUGCUGGAAGUUGAUGGUUGUGCUUUUAAUACCGACAAAAUUCGGGUGGUUGUUCCAGAUGUGUACAAGACUCUAUGUACCGACAGGAUACUAGUCGUAAGUUUACCAUGAAGUUUCAAUUUGUUAUUCGUCAGGAAGAUUUUGUCAAACUUAUKCAGUAUCAUGCUAUCUCUUGUAAACAGAUGGAAUGGAUUGAUGGAAUUAAAUUGGUGGAUCUCCAGCAGGAACAGAGACGACUAAAAAGUAGCRAUGGCAAGGAAGAGGACUUUGAGAUCAGUAGAAAGGAAACACUGGAGCUGAUCCGGCAGGGCAUCGAUUGUACACUUAGCCAGCUUCUGGAAACUGGAAUUCUUCACGCUGAUCCUCACGGUGGAAAUCUGCUCAAGGUGGCCGACGAUGAUAAUUCUACUUACCGACUCGGCUACAUUGAUUUUGGAUUGUUGAGCACCAUUCCAACUACCGUCCAGGAUGGUUUGAUUUGUGCCAUCUGUCAGUUGAUCUUUGCCAAAAACGUGACAGCAGUAGGAGAACUCUUUGGGGAGCUCCAGCUCUUGCCGGAGGACGUCCUGAAUGAUCCAGUUGAGAGCCAGGCRUUAGCARAMGAGCUGAUCCAUGCUAUAUCGCAGGUGUUGGUCUUUCCUAACAACGGGAUACCGAGCCUGCGCUUCGACAAGCUACUGGAUGUUUUGGUCCGACUAGUUCCCCGUUUUCGUUUCCAGCUUCCACCUUACUUUCUGAACAAUGCACGGGCCUUGGGAACCCUCGAAGGUAUGGCUCGUGAGGCCGAUCCUAACUUUAACAUUUUGCGGCAUUUAUAUCCAUAUGCUAUUUCGCGAUUGUUUUCGAAUCCCACGGGCAGCCCWGUGGUGGAAAAGACGCUAAAGAGUCUGAUCGAAACGCCCGGAACGGGCAGACUCGACAUUGGAAAGUUGAAAUGUUUGCUCAACGAUGCCAGUGUGUAUUCGGGAUAUUCGAGGCGAAAGGUUGUGGCGGACAUUGCACGAUCCGAGAUCGGGCCCGGGUUGGUCCGCCGCCUGGUAAAGGAACAGAGUAUAUCUCGGGGUGUCGACGCGGUGGUGCGCCGAAAACGACGUCGACAAAAGAACCGCGAUAUUAACCAACCGGGACGCCGACGUCGGCUCCUCAACAAGGUUGCGAAUUAUUUACGACUUUAAAUCAUUUUCAUGAAUAAAACUGUUGAGGAGAC
This is a messenger RNA of Pseudo-nitzschia multistriata, 2328 nucleotides long. NCBI's taxonomy places the organism in Eukaryota, Bacillariophyta, Bacillariophyceae, Bacillariales, Bacillariaceae. The record is from the annotation of a GenBank genome assembly.